Messenger RNA from Pelobates fuscus (common spadefoot toad), 903 nucleotides. RefSeq names its product synaptonemal complex central element protein 2 (gene SYCE2). Gene Ontology annotation, biological process: synaptonemal complex assembly. The record is from RefSeq and is a predicted model, not a curated record. The transcript has 4 exons. Lineage: Eukaryota; Metazoa; Chordata; Amphibia; Anura; Pelobatidae. Bases 76 to 576 code for a protein of 166 amino acids. Gene Ontology annotation, cellular component: central element.
UUAACACUGUCUGUCUCUGUGGUAGAUUGCAGUGCCACCAGUUGGCUUCAACUGGCACUAAAAGGGUGAUAAGAAAUGGCCGAACGAGAGAUUGAUGCCGCAGAGGGGAAGGAAAAAUCAUACAAACCCAGUCAUUCCAAACCUGAACAUACAGUGGCAACCUCAAGCAAAGCAGCUUCUCAGCCUCAGAGCCCAUCGUUGACCAAUGCUGUACCAGACAUGGCGUCCAGCAUUGGCUCAGAGGAAAAUAGCAACUACUGUGAGGCUCUAGAAGCCACGUUGGAGGCUCUGCAGAGCAGGGCACAGAGGCUGGUUGAUAAAAUUAAUGAAGGGCGCACUAAGGACCAGGAGCUAAUGAAGAGCUUUAAUGAAAGCCUUGCAAUGAAGGUCACUGAAGUCUCCCAACGCCUGGAAGAAAGGAUGUAUAUUCUUUAUGACUGUCACAAUAAUCUACUUCAAGACAGGUUGCAAGAGCUCUCGGAAACUGUAGAUCGAAUCAGACAAGUGCAGGCUGAGCUUAAAACAGUCUGUGAGACGGUAGUUAACCUCUACAGAGACCUCUGCGUGCUUCCAUAAUAUUCAAGAAGUAACAACUUUAGAGCUUAAAUUUGCCAUAUGCACUCAAUGUAAAAACACACAAACAGGGAGAAAUGGUCAAUAUUAAAUAUAGCCAAUUGUUUAACAAUGUUUGACAGUGUGAAAUAAUUUAUAAUCAGACAUGGAUAGUUUCAAAGUUAAACAGACUAACAACAAACACUAAGAUUAGUUACAGUCUGUCUCACAUUCUUUACCCCUAUGUAAGUCAUUUUCACAGAUUUAUACACAAGUAGCCAAGAGAUCGCUUGCUAUUCACAACAGACAUCACCCGUGAUGCUCUGCAAAUAUGAAAUUCCACAACUAAAA